Molecule: messenger RNA, 604 nt
Organism: Durusdinium trenchii
Lineage: Eukaryota; Dinophyceae; Suessiales; Symbiodiniaceae
Source: the annotation of a GenBank genome assembly
AGCGGCACCGGCUCAAGCGGACCAGCGGUCCCAGCGCCGUGCGGACCGCGGAUCUCACCGCGCUCCGCGCCCCAUGGAUGUGACCCUACCAGCGGCGGCCCCUCCUGAGGACAAUACUACUCAGACCUCAAGGGAGCAGCCGACGCAGAAAGAGAUCCGAUGCAGCCGACUAGUGGCAGAAAACCAGAAUCCGAGUGCACGAUACGUGGGAAACACUCCAAAGGAGGAGCUGCUACUAGAACACGUGCGCGAAUUUGAGGAUCAGUUUGUGAAUGUCUAUGGAAAUCGCUUCUUGUUCCUUUGUCCGCCCAAUGAGUAUGGAAUUCCCAAGUUCCUUCCUUCCACUAUCCGACCCACGCACCUACCCUACCAAGAGCUCUACGAGUACAAGUCCUGUGCCAAAUUCUUGGCGGACUUCUUCAACUACGAUGAGCUUGCUCCUCCUGAUCGAUAUCCCAGUGUGAUCCCUGCACCUGCUUCAGUGCUCACCUGGCAGGCAGGAGAUUGCUUCGACCUCUCCAUUGCUUUGGCCUCUUUACUCAUCGGAGUUGGUUACGAUGCUUAUUGUGUGAGCGGCUUCGCGCCCAGAUUCAUCACUACACGA